This is a messenger RNA of Funneliformis caledonium, 322 nucleotides long. NCBI's taxonomy places the organism in Eukaryota, Fungi, Glomeromycota, Glomeromycetes, Glomerales, Glomeraceae. The record is from the annotation of a GenBank genome assembly.
ACCAAAUCCUGGAACAGUCGGAAUACGACCUGUAAGUAACAGGCAGAGAAAUAGGCUGAAUCAAGUUAGAAGACAACGAAAUCAACGAAACAUAAAUGGAUUAUCUCAUGGGCGUGUUCAACGCGGAGUACCCAUCAAUAAUCAAGACAUGUUAGAUGACAUUGCGAAUCUGCCUCGACAAUUACGGCCAUACACAGUGAAAAGCACCGGAACCCGUCCGAUCUCCGAAGUUAAGCCACUGAUGGCCCAGUCAUUACCUGGAAAUAAAACAUUUUUCCCGUUAAUUGUCGAAACCAAAGCCGAGAAAGAACAUAAUAACUAG